GACAACAUUAGAACUGAGCACUGUACGUUGAUCAGCUAAAGAGAGAACUAUAUUAACAUAACAUGCAACAAAUACCAGUGUUACAAUCCACAGUAGCUCCAGUGGAGGGGAGGUUACGUUGCAGUGUGCCAAGCCUGCCAGCAAUCAAGCCAGACAGGCUAAAAACAGCUAAAACGCUGGUAGAGAAAGCAGUGAAGCUGAGGAAAGUGUUUUCAGUGCAGGGACCUUACCCUGUGAUCCGUGCUGCCUUAUGGGCCAGAGGGUGGGUGGAACGUCGUUUAUCCCAUCCUGUCCAGAGAGCCCCUCAUUGCCAUGGCAAUGAUGAGGAUGGUGAUGAUGGUGAUGUCGGUGCUGAUGCUACUGAGAGAGUGGAUGAAAGCGAGAAAGAGGAGAACCUUGAUGACAUGUAUGACCUCAUGUCUCGCCUGGUUCGAAAUGAAACAACAUAUUUCCAUUGGACAACACGUCGGGAUUACAUAGACUGUCGCUUCUUACGGAAUGACCAAAUGACCAAUCACUAUGCAAAUUCUGGGUCGUUUACUACCAAGGUCGGGCUCUGUGUGAACCUGCGUAACCUUCAGUGGUUUGAUACAGGAGAUCCUGACACCUUCUUCCCAAGAUGCUACAGACUUGGGGCAGAGGAUGAAAAGCAUGCAUUCAUAGAUGAUUUCAAGAGGACAGCAUGCACCAGCCUGCUGCAGCAUGUGGUAGAGACAAGCAGAUGGAGGAGUGACGGAGCAGAGGAGUUGAAUAAUGUGGAGCAUCGAUUUGUUGGUCCAGCAAUGAUCGACAUGGCUUUGCACGUGUGUCAAGAGUUUCUCAGUGUUUUAGAGCACGUUGACAUUGAUGUAACUGUAGAAACACCACCCUCGGUGGAGGAACAGCAGUGGGCAGAGUUUCUGCAAGACUACUACAUGGUUGUGCAUGAAGGUGUAUUGAUCAGGGGUAGCAGUGUGUUUGUGGAGCGCUGCCAGGCCAUGUUGAUCAGACUGCAGGAGAUUUGCCCUCAGCUGGAUACAGAUGGACUAAAUAACAUCUGGAUCAUCAAACCAGGUGCUAAGUCAAGAGGACGAGGUAUUAUUUGUAUGAAUCGCCUGGAUGAGAUUUUGGCACUUGUGGAUAGUGACAGAGCCCUGCCUAAGGAGAGUAAGUGGGUGGUUCAGAAAUACCUGGAACGUCCUCUGUUGGUCCAUGGCACUAAGUUUGACAUCCGCCAGUGGUUCCUCGUCACCGACUGGAACCCUCUGACUGUCUGGUUCUACAGAGAGUGCUACCUGCGGUUCUCUACUCAGCCCUACUCGACAAAAACUCUGGACAGCUCAGUCCACCUGUGCAACAACUCCAUCCAAAAGCACUUUCAGCCAUCCUGUGAGCGUCAUCCAGAAGUGCCUGAGGACAAUAUGUGGUCCUGCUCUCAGUUUAGGGCUUUUCUGCAGCGGCAGGGUCGUGGGGCAGAGUGGGAGUCAGUGGUGAUUCCAGGCAUGCAGCAAGCGGUGGUUUCCGCCCUGCAGACAGCCCAGGACCUGGUCGAGCCCCGCAAGGCAAGCUUUGAGCUCUACGGAGCCGACUUUAUAUUGGGCAGAGAUCUGAGGCCUUGGCUUCUGGAGAUCAAUGCCAGUCCGACUAUGGCCUGCUCUACCACUGUGACCGCUCACCUCUGCCCUGCUGUGCAGCUGGACACACUGAGGGUUGUGCUUGACCGACGGACUGAUCCUAGUGCUUACACAGGAGGCUUCCAGCUAAUCUUCAAACAGGCUGCAGUUGAAGUUCCUCAGUAUGUGGGAGUGAACCUGCUGGUGGAAGGAGCCCCCAUUAGGCGAUCCAGACCUCCACUUCAUAGACAAACUGUUAUUUCUAACCCACCUCUCACCAUCCAGUUCCCUCCAGACCAGUCAUCUUCAGAAGAGGUUGAAAUGACGCAUAAACCAUCAGGUCAGAAAUCCUAUGCAGUCUCUGCUUUUCGCCACUCAGGCAAGGAAAACCGAGCUGUUGGAGAGAAAAAGAGGCAGCUGAAAUCAACAUCUUCUAAGAGGGAAUGUCAUGGGAGAACAGAAAUUCAGAAUACCUCCUGUGUUCGCAGGUUCUGUCGCAAUCUGGUGUGGGAACAGCCUCUGGUGGUACACACUGAACCUCAGAGGAAAGCGCCUCGUUUGGGUUUGAGUCUCGGUGCCAACGGGGCAACUCUGGUCCCACGGAGCCUUUCCUUUUCCCUCUGCCCCCCUCACAGCAUGUCAGAUUGCACAUCUCAAGCCAACCCAGGCCAUGGAUCACAUAUCUCUAGAUCCUUCCUUCCCCAGACAGCUUUUAAACCCCAACACAGGACACCUACACGGGUCUUUCCUUCACUUCAGGGUCCCCUUCCUACCCUGGAGGUCUUUAGCUUGCGACCAAACAUUGUGGCUGGAAGCACUGCCUGUUGUAAUCCAAACAUGUCCUCUCAUCCCAGCCACCACAGGCAUCAGUUAUUCCUCUGCUCUCAAAGGCAUAGCAUGGCCAAAUAUAAAGGAGAAUUCACAGGAGAACAUAAAUACUAGAGGUAUUAUGUGUUGAAAAGAUGGAAAGCAAUCAGUAGAAAGUGAUAAAGAGGUUUUGUUAGAAACAAUAUUGUUAUCAAUUUAUAUUUUAAUAGGCUGGAGCCUAAUGAACAACAAAUUACAUAUUAUAAUCACAACACAGUAUGUGAUUGUAGUACCAUUAAAAUUAUUAUCAGAUUUUUGUUGAUUCUGUCAAGUGAGAUUUUCAAAUCAUUCACGUAGGGCUUUACGUUUGCAAGGCAAAUACGAGUACUUUUACCUUCUUGUAUUAGGAGUAAAGUGUCAAACAUACCAUAUAUGUCACUGGUAAAUUGUAAUUAGGUCUUAGUUUGGCUGACUGGAAUCUAAACCCUGGUAUAUGCUUUACGAUCCUGUUAUGAAUGUAACACCAAUCAAUAUUGUGUUGACGUUAAUUUGUAUUGAAACAAACAAA
Messenger RNA from Sander lucioperca (pikeperch), 2967 nucleotides. RefSeq names its product tubulin tyrosine ligase-like family, member 3 (gene ttll3). The coding region runs from base 63 to 2534 and encodes 823 amino acids. Gene Ontology annotation, cellular component: cilium. Gene Ontology annotation, molecular function: protein-glycine ligase activity, initiating. The transcript is spliced from 13 exons. Gene Ontology annotation, biological process: protein polyglycylation; cilium assembly; cilium movement. The record is from RefSeq and is a predicted model, not a curated record. NCBI's taxonomy places the organism in Eukaryota, Metazoa, Chordata, Actinopteri, Perciformes, Percidae.